Hydra vulgaris (swiftwater hydra) is the source of this 774-nucleotide messenger RNA. Lineage: Eukaryota; Metazoa; Cnidaria; Hydrozoa; Anthoathecata; Hydridae. The record is from RefSeq and is a predicted model, not a curated record.
AUGCCUGUUUUGAUCACAAAUAGAAACUGUCAGCAGCAAUCAAUGGAGAGUACUCAUAAUAAAGAAAAAAAUGUUUUUAAAACUCAUAAUAAUAAGAAACCAUCUGGUGCUCAAUACAGAAAACGUAAAGCAGAAAAAGAAGGAGAAAAUGUUGCGCAUUUACUUAGUGAUACAUCAACCAGCGAUGAAGAAGACGGAAUAGUGUCAGUUGGAAAUGUUCACUACGAUGAAAAAGAUAUCGAUAACGAAAAUGAUGAUGGCCAAGAUGGUAAUGUAAAUGAUCGCACCAAAGAAACAGCAAUCGAUUACUCAGACUGUGGUUUGUGGCCAAUUCAUCGCAACAUUCAAUUUGUUGAUUAUGUAAUUAAUAUAGGUGCAAUACAAGUGAAUUUGGACACAUAUCCACGCGAUAAUAAAAGACGAUAUUUUUCAAAUGCUUAUUACAACCGAAAACUUUCAAAUGGUGAGGUUAUUUCACGACGUUGGCUUGUGUAUUCAGUUUCUAAAGAUGCGAAUUUAACAGAAGCAUUAAAAAUUCACGAAAAUAGUAAGUCACACAGAAUUGCUUAUCAACUAUGGAUUGACACAGAAAUACGAAUGAAAGCUGGUGAAACUAUUGAUAAACAAGAACAAAAACUAAUCGAAAAGGACAGUUUAAGGUGGCGAAGUGUUCUUGAACGAUUGAUGAACAUUACUUUAUACUUGGCAACAAAUAAUAUGGCCUUCAGAGGUUCUUGUGAUAAAUUGUAUGCAGUUAAUAACGGCAAAUUUUAG